AUGGGGCUUUUCGAAUCGCGUUUUAUGGGUUGCAGCAGAGGGGUGGCUGACGAUUCCCCGGUCGAAAUUCUCCAAAUUCGGCUGGAAAUUUAUAGCGAUGGAUCGAUUACAGCAAGUGGGAUCGGAUCGACGCCAGCUCCUCUGAUGACGACACCAACGCUGCCGUACUCAACAACAUCAGGUGAGGGUGAGAUGAUCCAGUGUGUGCGCGUCUUCUGCAAGCGUGAUCGUAAGGGCGUGUCCAGUGAGGCGGUGGUGCUAAACACCAGCCACCCCAUCUUCUCCUCCGCGCCCGUUUCGCCGGUGUCCAAGCUGAUCAAGCUGCCGUUGCGAGUGUUCCAGGAGGACCCGCUGCCCAACCCGCUCGGCCACCCUCUGCGCGGACUGUACGAGAACCAGGGCAUCACGUAUCUCAUGAUUCAGCCGGACUCUGGCUUUGCACCGCUGGAGUACCAGGAUGGUGUGGGAACAGCAGUGGUAGCCAGGGACGAUAGGAAGCCGCUGUAUGAGAAGCACCUGGAGGCCGUGUUGAUGUUUUUGUCUCACCUGCUCAACCUCUAUAGUGAAGGCGACUUUAUGGUUCCGCAGAGGAAGAUGACUCGCUUUGGGUUUGGGGACUUCUUCCAGUCGUACAAGCGUAGCAGGGCCUUUCUUGAUCAAGCUUGGGAGCUGCUUGAUUCGCCAUUCGAAGACUAA
Messenger RNA from Selaginella moellendorffii, 696 nucleotides. RefSeq lists its product as uncharacterized. The record is from RefSeq and is a predicted model, not a curated record. Bases 1 to 696 code for a protein of 231 amino acids. Lineage: Eukaryota; Viridiplantae; Streptophyta; Lycopodiopsida; Selaginellales; Selaginellaceae. The transcript is spliced from 2 exons.